This is a messenger RNA of Poecile atricapillus (Black-capped chickadee), 1500 nucleotides long. RefSeq names its product olfactory receptor 14J1-like. Bases 51 to 1151 code for a protein of 366 amino acids. Gene Ontology annotation, biological process: G protein-coupled receptor signaling pathway. The transcript has 2 exons. Gene Ontology annotation, cellular component: membrane. NCBI's taxonomy places the organism in Eukaryota, Metazoa, Chordata, Aves, Passeriformes, Paridae. Gene Ontology annotation, molecular function: olfactory receptor activity; G protein-coupled receptor activity. The record is from RefSeq and is a predicted model, not a curated record.
CCGCGGAGCAUGAUGGGAGCUGUAGUCCCGGAAGUGGCUCGAAGGGGCCCAUGGGGCUCCGGGAAGACACUUGGGGGACACUUUUGUGUCCGAGCCGUGGCUGGAGGAGCUCGGGGGGAACGUGUACGGCUCGGGAGCAAUUGGGGGGAGCCUGGAGAGCUCUAAGCGGGCUCUUUACGGCGCGGCGCAUGGCAGUCCACCAUGUCCAGAGUGAAGAAAUGUCCAACAGCAGCUCCUUCAGCUACUUCCUCCUGCUGGCACUGGCAGACACGCGGCAGCUGCAGCUCCUGCACUUCUGCCUCUUCCUGGGCAUCUCCCUGGCUGCCCUCCUGGGCAACACCCUCAUCAUCAGUGCCAUAGCCUGCAGCCACCACCUGCACAGCCCCAUGUUCUUCUUCCUGCUCAACCUGGCCCUCACUGACCUGGGCUGCAUCUGCACCACUGUGCCCAAAGCCAUGCACAAUUCCCUCUGGGACACCAGGACCAUCUCCUACUCAGGAUGUGCUGCACAAGUGUGUCUGUUUGUCUUUUUCAUCUCAGCAGAGUAUUUCCUGCUGACCAUCAUGUGCUACGACCGCUACGUGUCCAUCUGCAAACCCCUGCACUACGGGACCCUCCUGGGCAGCAGAGCUUGUGCCCACAUGGCAGCAGCUGCCUGGGCCAGUGCCUUUCUCAAUGCUCUGCUGCAUACAGCCAAUACAUUUUCCCUGCCCCUGUGCCAGGGCAAUGCCCUGGGCCAGUUCUUCUGUGAAAUCCCACACAUCCUCAAGCUCUCCUGCUCCAAAUCCUACCUCAGGGAACUCGGGCUCAUUUUCCUAAGUGCUUUUCUCUAUAUUGGCUGUUUUGUGUUCAUUGUUUUCUCCUAUGUGCAGAUCUUCAGGGCUGUGCUGAGGAUCCCCUCUGAGCAGGGACGGCACAAAGCCUUUUCCACCUGCCUCCCUCACCUGGCCGUGCUCUCCCUGUUCCUCAGCACUGGCAUUUUUGCCAACCUGAAGCCCCCCUCCAUCUCCUCCCCAUCCCUGGAUCUGGCAGUGUCAGUUCUGUACUCGGUGGUGUCUCCAGCCCUGAACCCCCUCAUCUACAGCCUGAGGAACCAGGAGCUCAAGGCUGCCCUGAGAAAAUUGAUGACUCUGUAUUUUCACAAGUAUUAAACUCUCUCUUUUCUGCUGCAGAGCCUUUUGAAUGUAACUCUUUGUAAUCUCUGCCUUAUUAUUCCCUGUUUGUGCAUUUAUUCAUCGGUAAUUUUUUCUACUGUUGUUGUGUGUUUUACAAAUACUGUAGUAUUAGUUUUUGUAUUUCUACAUGAAUAUCUACCUUUCUUUUGAAACACAAAGACCUGCAAGAGGUCUGUUCCCUGUGCAUUUAAAUAAAAACAAGUGCCUGCCCUGACCUGUGUGUCCAGGAUCAUUCCUCAGUGCUUCUCUGGCUCUGCAGUGAAUGAUUUUGGGUACCUUAACACCUCAAGGGUUAAAGGUUUGCAGGUUAAAUGGGCUAACUUAA